AUGGCCCAUAAAAUCCAAUUAUGGAUUCUGGCCUCCUCACACAACAUCCUACUAUAUAUAUCCGCAGCACAGUUCUUCUAUUGCAGUUUGCACCUUUUUGUGGAUCGCGCGAAGAUAAGCCGGCCAAUGGAAGAGGAUGUCCCUGGAAUGAAUGAGGAAGAGGAAUUCAACACUGGUCCGCUUUCUGUCUUGAUGAUGAGUGUUAGGAAUAACACACAGGUGCUUAUCAAUUGCCGGAAUAACAAGAAGCUUCUGGGCCACGUGAGAGCUUUUGACCGCCACUGCAACAUGGUGCUCGAGAAUGUGCGUGAAAUGUGGACUGAGGUGCCCAAGACUGGUAAAGGGAAAAAGAAAGCUCUUCCAGUUAAUAAAGACCGUUUUAUUAGUAAGAUGUUUCUCCGUGGAGAUUCUGUGAUCAUUGUCCUUCGUAAUCCAAAGUGA
Messenger RNA from Striga hermonthica, 441 nucleotides. NCBI's taxonomy places the organism in Eukaryota, Viridiplantae, Streptophyta, Magnoliopsida, Lamiales, Orobanchaceae. The record is from the annotation of a GenBank genome assembly.